Molecule: messenger RNA, 7032 nt
Organism: Mobula hypostoma (lesser devil ray)
Lineage: Eukaryota; Metazoa; Chordata; Chondrichthyes; Myliobatiformes; Myliobatidae
Product: rootletin-like
Exons: 36
Coding region: 35-6151 (2038 amino acids)
Source: RefSeq, a predicted model, not a curated record
GCCGCAGCGGGCUCCCGUGCAGCCGAGGGUCCACAUGAGUUCGGCGGGUGUCGAGGUCAAGCUGGAGGCUGUGAUCCAGAAACUCGAGGAGACUGUCCUGAAUCCUGAGGUGCCUGAAGAAGACAAAGGUCUGACGGUGUGUGGCGAGGGGCAGGACUCUGUCCCGACUCCAGUCCCUGCUCGAAUCCGAGAGAUUAUUACCAAGAAUCUAUCUGAGGAAAGCAUGGAAGUUCAGCAAGGCAGAAGUUCAGUCACCAGUCUUCAGAGAGAGAACUAUAUGCUGAAGGAGGAACUGUCUCGCAUGGAAGACCAAUUGGCACAGAGCCAUGUCGAGCGUGAUGAGCUGGCUAUCAAGUUCCGCGCAGUCAACGAGCGACUGGAGAAAUGCCUCAAGUUUGAAGUGUCUGAAAGGGAACAAGAGGCGGCUGAGUCAAAAGCUGUGUUAGAUCUCUGUCGCAAGUUUGACGAUGAAGAGAGGGCAUACAGGAGAAAACUUCAAGCCUAUCAAGAUGGACAACAGCGCCAGGCACAACUGGUGCAAAAGCUCCAGGCUAAGGUUUUGCAGUAUAAGAAGCGGUGUGGUGAAUUGGAACAGGAGAUCGUCGAGAAAGCCUCUGAGUCGGAACAACAGAAAGUGUCAUUACAGACACGCUUGGAGACAACAGAAUCCCACUUGAGGAGAACGGAAUAUGAGCACAAUACUGAACUGGAAAGCACUCUUAUUCGCCUGGAGGAAGAGCAGCAAAGAAGCAGCAGCCUUUCCCAGGUCAAUGCCAUGCUGCGGGAACAACUGGAACAGGCCAGUGCAGCCAAUCAGAGACUCAGUGAGGACAUCCACAAGAUCACAGCGGACUUCGGCAAGGCUAGGAAUGAACUGGAGCAUAAAGAACUGAAGCAGCAAUGGGAGCAGGAGGUGCAAGGCUCCCGUCUGAUGGGCAGUCACAGCAAGCUGUUGACUCUGCGGAGGCAGGUGGCCGGGGUGCGUGGUGACCUCACAGAUCUGAAGAGCGGGAUGCAGCAGAAUCUUAUGGAGCUAAAUGCUGAUAUUACCCAAACAACUGAACGUCUGCAGUCUGCAUGCCUGAAACUAGACUCCAACUUGUAUCGGCCUCAGAGCAGCACCGCUUCGGCACUGGAGAAGCACACCGCGCAAAACAGCCGACUCGAACAGCAGCUCCGCAGCAAGGUCAAAGAGAUGAUUCAAUUGCAGAGCAAGUACGAUGUGGAGAAAGCAGAACUUCAUGCAAGGAUUAAUGAAUUAUCUGUUGCAUUGGAGAGACUCAAGAUACAGAAUGCUGAGAAGGAGCGAACUAUCACCUCACUCAACCGUACCCUGGAGAAGUUGGAAUCGGGUACAAUUGAAGUUACAAGCGAAUCCCAGGAGAAUGAAGCCCUCAGGACUGAGAUAGAAUCCUUACAUCAAACCUUACACAACAUUGCUCAGAUUGCAAUUCUUGAUGCAGACGCGGCGAGCUCUCUGUCCAGAGAAGCCAUGUCUGAAGAGACUGAGGCCGAUUCUGGCAGAGUGGGGUCAGCCGCCGUGCUCCGUACAUCUUCUCCGUGGAGGGACAGGUCGGACACCCACCCCCGAUCCCCGCUUCGCAACCUCUCCCCGUCUGCUGGGGAUGCCACGUUGUCCGCAGUCCAGGUGGCACUGCAGAAGCGGCAGCUGCAGGUGCAGGAGCUUCGUGGUAGAGUGGAGGCUGUUCAGGAUGUCGUCAUCUCUUUGAAGAAACAGCUUGGAGAGAGUGAGAGUAAGCGGAGGCAGUUGGAGCAGAAACUGGAGAAGUUGAAAGGUGAAGUUGAAGACUCAAACCGAGCCAAGGAAGAUGCCAAGAGGGAUGUAGGCCGCUACCGAUCCUCUCUGGAGAUCCUUGGAAGUGAGAAAGCAAAUUUAGAGAAGGUGGUGCACUCUUUGAACCAGCAGAUCGAUAGCUUACACUUGGACAUGGAGCGCCAGAGAGCUGCAAAUGAUGACCUAAAGCGGCAGCGUGAUCACAUCGAAGACAAGAAAGAAGAGAUGCAGAGAGACUAUGAGCAUGCCAAGAAAGAGGCUGAAAGAGGACAGAAGUCAUUAGAGCUUAUGGAAGUGAGGAACUCAACUCUAAGGAAGGACUUAGUGACUAUGAAGGAAGCUUUGAACAAAGCUAUAUUGGAGAAGGAGGUGUUGCAGAAUGAGAAGAGAGGCCUAAUUGAGGCUCUCACCAAGGCUGAGUUGAAUAGUACAGACCUUGAGUUGUCCUUAAACAAGCUGAAGACUGAGAAGGACACCCUGCGAGAUUCUCUUGCCAAGAUGAGUGCACUCAGUGAAGGUUUGGCUCAGGAUAAGGUUGAAUUGAAUCGCAUUCUCCUCCAGAUGGAAGACGAUAGAACAGUUCUGCAAGGACAGAAGAAAGAGGUUGAGAAGGCAAAGGCUAGUAUCCAGAAUGUAUUGGUCCGCGUCAAGCAGGAGAAGAUGGACCUGGACACGGAGAAAUGUGGAUUAGACCAGUCUCUGCAGAUUGUGGAGGCAAGCCAGGAACAGCUGGAACAUGAGAUAGUGGUUCUCCAAAGGGUGAGGGAUCAACUGCAAGAUCAGCUUGGGCAGGCGAAUCGGCAGAAGCAGACCCUGAGUGAGCAGCUGACUCAAGCACAGCGAGAUGGGGAGCUCCAGCGUGCAGGUCUCCUCCGGGCCAGCAAGGAGAAGGAGGAGAUGAUGAAGGAGAAAGCCAGCUUGGUGGUGCAGCUGACUGCUGCUGAGAGGGAGAGCAGAGCACUGUCUGAAGAGCUAGCUGCCCUCAGGGCAGAUAAGGAAGCUCUAGAGACCAAUCUUUUCGAGGCUCAGCAGCUCAUUGUGCAGCUCGAGACCUGCAAGGAGCAGCUUGAAGGAGAGAACCAAACCAUUUCAUUUGCUAAGGAGUCACUUCUGGCUGAGGUUGACCUUGCUCGUAAAGAGAUGGACUUACAGUUAAUCAAUGUCAACCGAGAGAAGGAGUUGUUACAGGAAAAACUUAGUCAGCUGGAGAAGGAAAGCCACAUCUCACUGAAAAAUGAGCAACAACUCCAUGAAGAGGACAUUGAAAGACUUCAGAAAGAGAAGGAAUGGCUGUGCAUUGAGCUAACAGCACAGAAAGCUGAGGCAGCUCAGCAUCUUCAACAGGAGCGUGAAGAACUAUUCAGUCGCUUUGAAGAGGAGAAGGAGGAGCUGAACGAAGAAAUUCUCACUUUACAAAAACAGAGGGAUGAGAGGCUGAUCCAGGCAGAGAGCAUAAAGCAGCAGGCCUUGUAUCUUAAAGAGUCAGAGAAAAAUAUCCUGUCAGAAAAACUCAGCCAUACUCAGCGAGAGCUUGGCAAUUCAACCAUUGAGAUUGAUCGAUUGAGGCGAGAAAUGCAGACUCAGCGGGAGCAGGACAAGGAUACCAUUAACACCAUUAAUGCUGACCUUAAGGACCUCCAGAGCCGGUUUGAGGAAGCAGUGGCCACACAUGAGCGAGAAGUCAAAUGUCUUAAUGAGCAGCUGAAAGAUUUAACCCGUCAGAGAGAAGUGUCUCACCGAGAGGUGGAGGAGCUGAAGACACAACUCCGCCUGGUGGAGGAUGCUCAAGAUGGUGUUCGGCGAGACCUUAUUGAAGCUCACAGGAAGGUGCGAGAGAAUGAGGAGGCUCAGGAACUGCAAAGGAAAGAGAACCUGGAGCUCAAACGUGUUCUAAAUGAUGAGGUGCGGGAGAAGGAGGCCAUCCAGAAGUCCAAUGAGGAACUUAGGAAUAACAUCAAAAAGGUUGACAGUGAGAGAAUCAGCUUAAAGAGAACAAAUGAGGAGAAGGAGCAGAAGAUCAAAAUCAUUGAAGAAGCCAAAACCACGGCUCAGAAUGAUGCAGGAGAACUGCGUGCAAACCUUCAGCAGGUGGAAAAAUCCAGACUGGAUGCCCGGAGAGAAUUGCAAGAACUUCGACGUCAGGUAAAGAUGUUGAACAGUGAAAAUGCAAGAAAGAGCCAGGAAAUGGCAGAGCUGCAGUCUUGCAUAGCAUUGGAGGAACAGCACAGUGAGGAAUGCAGGCGGGAAUCCCUUGACCUGAAGCAGAAGAUUACGGAGGCAGAAGUAAUCCAUGAAUCAGCUCGCAAAGAGAUUGCUGUUCUCCAAAAGAAGAUAGUAGAUAUGGAAAGUAAGUUCCAUGGACGUGAGAAAGAACUUCUUGAACAGUUGGAGAACUGCCAGUUGAAUGAGAAGAAGUUCCUAGACAACAAACACAGCCUGGAAAAGAAGCUGCAGCAAGCCCAGGAGGAAGCAGAUGAGCUGAUGCUGAAGAUUUGUGCCAUGGAAGGCCGUGUCACUGGUCUUGAAGCAGAGUUGUCUAAAGUGGAGGCUGCCAAGAGGGAUGUCGAGGUCCAGUUAGAUAGCUUGCACUCUACACUGAGGAGAACCUUGGGAAUUGGACGGUCUGGCCGUAGUCCAUCACCGCAGAGACCUCUCUCUCCCACCAAAGGAUCUGACAACACCUUCAUUGCCUCCACUGAUGAACGGGACAGCCCAGUCCCACAAGCAGGAUCCCCCAGUCACAGCCAUUCCGGCUCGCCUUACCGCUCAAUGUUACCCGUCCGAGGCAGGCAGUACGCAGCGGACGUCAACCCAGAAGUGGUUAAAGGUGCACUGCAAGACUUCCUGCAGGAACUUCGUGGCGCACAAAGGCAAAAGGAUGAGGCUCAUACUCAGCUGGUAAAACUGACUCAGAAGCUGUCACAAAUAGAAACUGAGCGAGACCGGAUGAAUGGACACGUUCAGCAGCUCCAGAAAUCCCUGACUGAGGCAGAGGAAGGGAAGCGUGGAUUGGAUGGACGGUUGAACAAUGCUCAAACUGCACUGGCGCUACAAGAAGAGAUCAAUAAACGCACAGAGAGAGAGAAGAAGGGCCUAGCUGAGCGGGUGGCCACUUUGGAGCAGAGUCUUCAGUCAUCUGAAGGCGAGAGGCAGGCUCACCAGGAGAAGAUCAAUAGGAUCAAAGUAAAUGAAGCAAAGCUGGAGGCCGACAAGCGAAAGUUGAAAGACGCGCUGGAGGCAUCUGAGAACCGUGUCACCAAGCUGGAGCUGCUACGCCGCUCCCUGGAGGGGGAGCUGCAGCGAGGGCUGCUGACCUUGAAUGACCGUGAAACUGAGGUACAGGCCCUCCAGGACCGAAUUAAGAUGCUUCAGCGGCAGGUGGCUGACAGUGAGACAAAGGCUGCCGCCCUCCAGCUUUCUGUGGAUCGUCUGUCAAUGACGCUGACUAAGACAGAAGAAAGCGAGAACAGUCUCAAGGACAAAGUACAGAGUUUGUCGUUGACUCUCUCAGACAAAAGUGCUGGCAGUACAUUACUGCAAGACAGGAUUUCCCACCUUCAGAAAGCCCUAACCUCCAGCGAACAAGACCGACGAGUACUUCAAGAACGACUAGACACUAUCUGUCAGGGGCUUGCAGACACCAAGAAGAAGAACAAUGCCUUGGUCGAGCGUGUGCAGUCCAUGGAGAAAUCGCAGGGGAAUCUGGAGCUGAGGCACUUGGAGAUGGAAGGACAGAAUUGUCAACUGCAGGAGAUGUUGCAGCAGAGACAGGAGAGUGAGCAGGAGGUGCUGAAGUUCAUUGAGAAGCUUCAACAAGAAAAGCACACUUACCAGGAGCGAGUAGCUAGCUUGCAGAGGGUUGUCGCACGGCUAGAGAAUGAGAAACGAGAACUACAACGUUCGAAGGUGUGCCUUGAGAAAGACCAAUCUGCCCUCAGGAGAACACUUGAUAGGAUUGAGCGGGCCAGAAUGAGGUCCGAAGAUGAUGUCUUGCGGCUGUCAACGGAGAAAGGACAGUUGGAUCAGUCACUCAGUGGUGCAGAAAUGGAUCUCGCAGAAACGCAAAGGCAGAUCCAGCAGCUGCAGAUCAGGGGACUGACAGCUGAAAUGGAGCAAAGCCACAGCCAGAGACUAAUGGAGCUGACUACCCGCCACCAUCAAGAGCUGGAGAAGGAAACUGAGCGCCUGCGGACUGCUAAUCAGCAGGCUGAGAGAGUACUGGAGGCCAAGGAACGAGCCCAUAGAAAACGUGUGAAAGAACUCGAAGAACAGGUAGCUAUCCUGCAGGAGCAGUUGGAUCGGGAGAUGAGGAAAAGACAAGUCUAUAUUUCACAAAUGCUCAAACCAGGAAAGUAGCUGGGAAGCAAAUCAAGUUCCAUCCAAUGGAAGCUGGGGAAUAAUCUUGAAUAUUCAAGGCAAAGCCAUUCAAUUAAUGAAUGAACAACUGAAUGGUCACAUUUAUAUGGCUAUCAUCUUGAAUAAAAACAGCUCUUGAAACCUUUUGCUUGAAUUGCAAAUCAUAGAAGGUACUCCUCAAAGCCCAUAUGUAUAGCCCAUAUGUAUUACUCUGAUUUAUGGGCAGAGUUCGUAAGGUCUUUCUGACAUCCUCAUUCUGAUUGGACAUCUGGCCUACAACAACCAAUGAGGAUUCCGACCCCACAGCUACAGCAGACAUUCCUGUGCCUUCUCACAUCUAAUUUCAAUACUGUGAAAAGACUGAUCUUUUGAAUCUUCCACAGUGGGAAAUCUCUGUGAAACCUUCCCAACAACCACUGACCUCAGUCUCUGUCGAGACAGAGUCUGUUUACAUUCUUGACGUGGCAUUUUCCAGCUGGUAACUGUAUUCAUUUGUCCUGUUUGCUCACUUAAGGAUCCAUAGCUCUGCUUCUGAAAUUCAAAGACUAACAUUCCCAAGGAAGUACAUGAAACAUUCUUAACCAUUGCACAGGCCUUCUGUUUGCUACCAUGCUCUUUUGGUUUCAUGGAUGAAGUUUCUCUUUGUCACCCAGAACAGCUCCAUUGGAUGUUACCUGAUUGGACCAAGGGUCAUGGGCUUCAUUGAAAUCAUGGUGAAAAGUGGGCAUUCUGCACCUUUAGCUGAUGCCCUGCUAAACCCUAGAAUCCCACAGCUCAGAGAGGAAUGGUUGAUCAGCGUGAAAUCAUAGACCCCUGUAAUAACACCAAUCUGAAAGAAACACAUUAGCCUUACCUUGUGAUUACAAGUGUUCCUACAUUGU